AUGUCUUCAGCCGUUGCGCCCUCGACCUUUCGCCCAUACCUCCCUUCUCCAACCCAUACUGCCGCAUACCCACUACGGCAUACACUGGGUCCCGACAAGCAACAAGACUACCUGUUAGCUCGACAAACCUCCCUGUAUAGGGGUGGUCUGCGAACGCCUCCCGCCGAAAACAUGAACGCUACAUACCACCACCCCGUGUUGUCUAACACGUAUAACAGCCAUGUUGCCCUAGCGAGACAGCCACAUGCUAUGGUCCAGACAGGCCGGACGGGAGGAUCACUAUGCGACAUCGUUAUGAAUCAAUUCCAUACGACUCAUCCGCCUCAACAGCUUCAGCAUUCACAAUAUCAGCAGCCACAUCCUAAUACUGCUCAGGUGAUAACUUCUCAACCGCAAGCACAUCCUUCCUCAAAACCAUCGACCCAACCCACGACACCUGCAUCUACAGGCCCACUCAGCGCGCGUUGCGAAGGUACGGUUUCGAAGAAAGACUCGACCAUGGUAACGCACAACCUGCAACUUCCAUCAUGUAUUAGCCUUAACGGGGGAAACCUGGACGAUUUUGCGGCGCUGAUGACUUGUUUCUUUUGGUUUGAGACCAUGGAUACGAUUGUUGCCGCUGAACACAUUAAAGACCGUUCACCAUCUGAUCCGAUACCUCCGCUCUCCCAAUACACACAACCCUGCCCCGCCUACAAGCAGUGGGUAAAUAAGAUUCUAUCCACGACCCAGGUGACGCAAAAUGUAAUCCUAUUAGCUCUGCUAUUCGUAUACCGGUUGAAGAAGGUAAAUCCAAAAGUGAAUGGGAGCCCGGGAAGCGAGUAUCGACUCUUGACUGUAGCCCUCAUGCUAGGCAACAAAUUCUUGGACGAUAACACGUACACGAACCACACGUGGGCCGAAGUCUCGUCUAUUUCUGUGAAAGAAAUUCAUAUCAUGGAAGUGGAAUUUCUCAGCAACAUGCGAUACGGACUGUUGACAUCGAAAGAAGAAUGGGAAGAUUGGUUGAACAAGUUGUCAUGUUUUCAUGAAUAUUGCGAGCGGGCGGUGAUCGAAGAGAGACGCCGUAACGCCGCACCUAUCAUGCAGAUGAAUGUACCAUCGCCGACACACCACGCAAGAUAUACUUCGCCAUUGCCUUCCCCGACCAACAUCUUGCCAUCAACCGGACAAGGCGCGCCGUUGUCGCUUGCGGCCGCUUAUUCGCCUAACUCAGCGGUCAAUGCUCACAGCUGGAACAGUUACCACCCUACACCAUCAGUUUCUCCUCUCGCCGUUAAACCGAGCUUAGGCCACGCUAUGGUGCGAAAGAGAAGUCUAGAAGGCGGGGAUGCGGUCGAACCCGCCACCAAGAAAACCCUUCGCCAACCCACUCUUACGAGAAUGCAACCGAAUCGGUCAGCUCAUUCGGGUGCUGAGCCAGUACGUCUGCCCGUGCCACAUCUUACGCUCGACACUAGCCAGGCUACUCUCCCGCCCACGUAUCCACCAACUUCGGCAUGUCCCCCUCAACAGGCAGUGUCGUUGCCUCCUCUCGGGCAUGGUAUGAGAGCAAUGUCAACGGUUUAUCCAACUGCUACGACUAGUUGGGCACCGCAGGGUCCUGUGCUUGCUACAUGUGGACCACAAACACCGUCCUAUGUGCUGCCGCCAAACUACGGCACACCAAUCAAACGACAAAGCCCCACUAGUCUGACACCAUUUGGUUCAUCGCCAUUGGCCGAGGCGUAUGGUGUGCAUACGCCUAUUUCAAACUCACCGCUUGUAUAUCUACAACAACGAGCUAGUCCUUACAAGCCGGUUCGCCGAGUGAACCAUCUUCUAAACCCCCCUCCAUCUAUGCCGCUUUCCCAGUAUCAUUUGGGUUCGAACCAAAUGCAUUAUCAACCACUUGGUCGACGAAAUGAUCUCCGUUCUGGUAUUGUUCCGGAAUUUCUCCCUGCUUACGCCAGCCAUCAACCUCAAAAUCAUCCUUAUUGA
This is a messenger RNA of Hypoxylon trugodes, 1980 nucleotides long. RefSeq lists its product as uncharacterized. Gene Ontology annotation, cellular component: nucleus; cyclin-dependent protein kinase holoenzyme complex. The coding region runs from base 1 to 1980 and encodes 659 amino acids. The transcript is spliced from 3 exons. NCBI's taxonomy places the organism in Eukaryota, Fungi, Ascomycota, Sordariomycetes, Xylariales, Hypoxylaceae. Gene Ontology annotation, molecular function: protein kinase binding; cyclin-dependent protein serine/threonine kinase regulator activity. The record is from RefSeq and is a predicted model, not a curated record. Gene Ontology annotation, biological process: regulation of cyclin-dependent protein serine/threonine kinase activity.